UAAUUGGCUGGAUGUGGUACUUGGAGAUGUUGAGCUGGCUCCUUCCCCCCAUGUCCCUGCACACACACAGGGGCGGGUGGUGCGGGCGGGAGCGGGAGGCAGGGUUCAGCCCCGGCGCUGGCGGGGGUCCCCCCGCUGCCUGCCUGCCCGCCGCCGUGCCCGAGCCGCUCCUGCUGCUGGGCUGCUGCCUGCGGCCGCAGGACCCGGCCGAGCCGGCCCGAGAGGAGCGCGGGCGGCUGCUGGCGGCGGCCGAGAUGAUGGCGGAGGGCGGCGGCGGGCCGGCGCGGAGGAAGGCGCUGUCGCUGCUGGAGGCGGCCCGCUCCCGCUACGAGAGCCUGCAGAUCUCCGACGACGUCUUCGGGGAGUCGGGCCAGGACAGCAGCGGGAACCCCUUCUACAGCACCUCGGCCGACUCCCGCUCCGCCGCCUCUUCCCAGGACGAGGAGGACGACGAGGAGGACGAGGGGCCGGGCCCGCGGGGCAGGGCGGCCCGGCGCCGCGCCCCCAGGGCGGCGGCCACCCCGGCGGAGCGGCGGCGGCAGCGGCAGGGCAGCGGCGGCGGCAGCGCCGUCCCGGGCGGCCCCGGCCCUAUGGAGGAGGAGGAGGAGGAAGCGGAGAAGGGGGGCUGGACCCGGUCGCUGCGAGACGUCCCACCCCCUCACUUCAAGGAUGGCAGCGGUCCAACACGAAAAAUGCCCCUGACUGCCAGUGCCAUGGACUUUUUUCAGCUCUUUGUCCCUGACAAUGUACUAAAGAAUAUGGUGGUCCAAACCAACAUGUAUGCCAAGAAGUACCAGGAGAGGUUCGGUAGUGAUGAUGCCUGGAUUGACGUCACCCUGACGGAAAUGAAGGCCUUCUUAGGCUACAUGAUAUCAACCAGCAUCCACCACUGUGAGUCCGUUCUCAGCAUCUGGAGCAGCGGCUUCUACAGCAACAAGAGCAUUGCACUUAUCAUGACACAAUCACGGUUUGAGAAGAUCCUGAAGUACUUCCACAUUGUGGCCUUCCGCUCGAGCCAGACAACGCAUGGCCUCUACAAAAUCCAGCCUUUUCUGGACUCUCUGCAGAAUGGCUUUGACUCUGCUUUUAAACCUUCACAAGCCCAGGUACUACAUGAGCCCCUGAUUGACGAGGAUCCUGUUUUCAUUGCCACAUGCACAGAGAGGGAGCUGCGCAAGAGGAAAAAGAGGAAAUUCAGUCUCUGGGUUCGGCAGUGCUCAUCCACUGGUUUCAUCUGCCAGAUUUAUGUCCAUCUCAAAGAAGGGAGUGGUGCUGACGGGCUGGAUGCUUUGAAGAACAAACCGCAGCUUCACAGUAUGGUGGCCAAAAGCCUUUGUCAGAACGCUUCUGGGAAGAACUACAUCAUCUUCACUGGCCCAAGCAUUACCAGCCUGAAUCUCUUUGAAGAAUUUGAGAAGCAAGAGAUUUACUGCUGUGGGUUGCUGAGCACGAGGAAGAGUGACUGCACAGGCCUACCUCCGUCCAUGCUGAACAACCCUGAAACUCCCCAGUCCAGAGGACAGUACAGAAUAAGAAUGAAGGGAAAUAUGUCCUUGAUCUGCUGGUACAAUAAAGGGCACUUUCGUUUUUUGACCAACGCCUAUUCACCGGUUCAACAAGGAGUUAUAAUCAAGAGAAAAAGCGGAGAAAUUCCAUGCCCGUUGGCAGUUGAAGCCUUUGCUGCUCACCUUAGCUAUAUCUGCAAAUAUGACGACAAAUACAGCAAGUAUUUCAUUUCCCACAAACCAAACAAGACCUGGCAACAAGUAUUCUGGUUUGCCAUCAGCAUCGCUAUAAACAAUGCCUACAUCCUCUACAAAAUGUCGGAGGCCUACCAUGUGUCAAGGUAUAGCCGCGCACAGUUUGGUGAGAGACUUGUAAAGGAGCUUCUGGGCUUGGAAGACACCUCACCGUCCCAUUGAUGCAUUGUUCUUGGUGGCACAGGCAGGGGGUGGAGGGUAAGCAGAAGAAGAUACCACACCUGGAACGGCAAAGCAAGGAACUUGUGACACCACCAGUGCUGUCAUCCAAAAAUGCCAAGGGAUGCCACUAGAGAGGUGGAAACUUUGUUCCUAGUAGCAGCUGGAUGUAAACAUGUCCCGCAGAAAGUGCCACUGGAAAAGCUGAAACAAAAUUGCGUAUGUGAAUGCCCUGUGGGAAUCUGUACACCAGAAACAGACUUAUAUUAGUCGUCAUCUCAGUACUAUUUGUUGAACAGGGUCAUCUUGUAAAGUUCCUCUUGGGCUAAGAGCUUGUCAUAAGCUGACACAGCUCAGCAGUCCUAGGCGGGUAUUACAGAAAACUCUGUACCUUACUUGGAGUUACUCAAUUCUGGGACAAGCAACGUGAGUCUGCACCAUGGGCUGUGGCUGGGAGUGCCUGCCAUCCUGUACGGCAUCGCUGCUGUCCUCCCGGUGUGCUAAAUGAAGCAGUUCAGAUACACAAACACUGAAGCAAAUGUAUUGACAAACAAAACCUUCACAGGCACGCAGCCAGGGAUCGAGGACCAGUUCAGACUUUUUCUUUCUGUCCUUUUUUUUUUUCUUUUUCUUUCUUUGUUUUUAUUAAUGUAAGGCAAUUUGAUUUCAGUUAGUACACAGCAAAAUUAGGAGAAAUCAAAUAUGCUAGUGAAUUUAAAAUGGAAAUACAUUACAUUGAUUUUCUUUUUUAACGAGGAUGAAACAUUUUAUACACAAACAAACAGUGAGUAAUACUGUGAGUAUUAACAGUGAGUAAACCAGUAAGUAAUACUGCCUCACAUCUUAACUGCCACGGUUGGUGUAUAGGUGAGAAGUCAGAAUAUAACAAUUCUAGUUUUUUCUUGAUUUCAACUGUAUCUUAAAUGUUGCUUAAAAAUCUAGUGUAAUGGACUGUUAAGUUUUUAGGAACAACAGUAUCUUUCUUUUCUUUUUGUAACUGUCAAGACUUUUUUGGCACACGGUUGGCAGGAAAAAAAUAAGUCACUAAUAGCAGUGUGUUUCCCAUUAUCACUGCAGGGUGUUCGGUAGGAAUUCUUCUUGUUGGAAUUCAGGGCUUGUCACAGUAGUUGUAGUUAAGCAGAUUACAUGUUUAGCAAAAUAACAUAGCGUUGUGUUUUACAAAAGGAAAGAAGUCCAGUUGCAGCCAGACCUUAAACCUCACUAAAAUAGAGCAAGCCCAAAGCGUUCUGUUCUGAGUAACACUGUAGAGGACAAGCAUUGUCAUGAAUUGGUGUCCAAGGCUGAAAUGCCACAUUUUGGUGCUCGUGGAAUCUGAAGGCUGGUGAAGCUUUGGAAAACAGUGCUGAGAGAGAGAGGAGUCUGAUUGAAAUGGGAAGAAUUGAUGCUGAGGUGAAAUACUGCCCUGUCCUCUACACAUUAUUGAUUUCAGCCCACAACUCAAUCAGCAAAAAACUCUGUAUUCUAAAGGUUAGCAGUGAUGGACACAAAGAGAAUUGCAUUAACUUACAGGGCAGAAACAUGUUGCUCAGAGGACCAGCUGGUUUUAAGUCCCCGAGCCUGAAAACUUUUACCAAAGAGUGACUUGGGUUGAUUCAAGAGGGAUGGAGUGAGUGGGUGAGUUACUACUUUAUCAGUGUAAACUUCACCAGGUUCUGGUGUAUCUAUCUGGCGAGAGACGGUAGAAGGGUAGCUAACAUGAAUUUGAGGACUCCCCAAGUUUCAUCAUUAUGUGAUGUGCAAACGCAUAGCAUGUAAAUUGUAACAGAAGAAGGAUCCAGCAGGGGUUAGUAAAUUACUGACUAGCCCAAGGAGCAUCCUCACACUGACAUCUUUCUAUUUCCACCAAAGUCUUAUUUUUUUGGAGUAGACUUAGAGGCAGAUCUCACCUGGUUGCAGGGAGAGCAAGGGGUGGUGACCUCCAUGGUGGUUCUGCUUGCAAUACAGCCUGGCUGCUGUCCCACCCGUCCUGCUCUGCCUGCCAGCUGCACGAUGUACAGCAGUGGGCUUCCCAAGCAUCCCUUGUCACUUCUCAGUCCACAAGGUCUCCACCCAGGAAAUGUGGGAGAAAGGACAAAGCCUUGUGCACCGAGGCCUCCUAGCCUCAAAAGGAAGGGAGGAGGUUUGUGCCACUCCAGUCCUUGGCAAUGCAAAGCUGUGUAGGAGCCCAAAAAUGAGGUCAAAACUUCUUGGCCCUGCAGAGAACUGAGACCACCCCUCUUCAGAUGGAGUGUGUGUGGUAGCUGGUUCUUGUUAGUCUUGUAAGUAUUCAAAGGGGAGAGGAGCUAGUGUGAGUCAGGAAAAACAAAUGCUCAGCAAUAUAAGCCCACAGUGUCCUUUUAUUUGAGAAUUCCACAGGGGUACCUAAAGGCAAAUGGUGUUCUCGUUGCUCCCUCUCUCAGGCAAUGCCAGCCUCUAUUGCAACAGGAAGAGCAGCUACAAGUUCAUGAUGUCCUGUAAAUUUAUGCGGCAGUCAAAAUUGAGGCAGCAAGGAAACGUCUAGGCUAGAACUUUGCUGAUGGGACAGCUCGAAUGAACAGUAGCUCCUGGGAGCCCGGGUUCCUGGCAGUCCCCUGCAAUGUCAGAGCAUUGGCAAGGUGCGCAGGCCCUGAGCAGAGACGGGGAGGUUUGCAGGACUGCCUGGGACUCACCUGGCACGUCUGAGGAGCAAGCACAGCGCUCUCCAGCUCUGUCAGAGCCCCCUGAGAUAGAUCUGGAGCCCUUGGCCAAUUGUUACGUUACUCUACGUAUGCUUAAAGGCUUAGAUCUAGGCCAUCCCAUACAGAAAAUGCCUUUUCUUUUUUCAGGUGACAGUCCAAGAACUUGGAAUGUUUAAUUUUCCACUGAUAUAUGCUGUUAAUGAUAUAGAUUACUUGAGCUAAAAUGAUGAGGUCCUAGCUUUUUGCCUCAGGGACUGGGUCCUGAGUAGUUUUCCCUAGAAUUGGUGUUGAUGGGGGAUUACGCAGUGGCUGACUAUUACAGGGAAGAUGCUUUAGUCUCCUUUGUAGAGGAGAAAAAUGAAGAGAAAAUUAUAGCUUUGCAAUUAAUUUCAUUUUCUUAGCCUUAACCAUCCCUCAUCAUUUUGAACUGGUGCCCUAAACAUGCACAAACAUUCCAUAAAUAAGCAAAAAUAUUUAUAUAUAUUUAUAUGUACGAAAUGCCUGAAUUUUGGCUCUUGAAGCCAACAAGCAAAAGCCACCAAAGCAUAGUCUAUAUCCACAGAUGACUAUUCCACCUCACCUUCUCCAUUUAUUGGCUGGGAGGGGAUAGGGUUGGGGAAAGUUAAGAUUUCUCCUUGUUGGAAAAGCAUCUUGCACUUUCUCUAUGUUAGUACAAAUGAGGCAAAGUAACUAAGGAAGAAACUGAAUCGUUUUUUAAAAGGCAGAAGUUUUUUAACUGCAGCUCAGCUUCUGUAGCGUUUCCUUUACUGCAGACUGGCUUACUCAGAUUUGGUUCCCCACCUGCUUGUAACAUUAAAACUUCUCCCUAGUUAAAGGGGGGGAAAAAAAGAGGGGGUUAAUCUCAAAGUAGUGCAAGGAUGCUAGUUUUAGUGUGCAUGUGUGUGUUAAUUGUGCAAUGGCUUGUGAAAUGAUAGCAAGUUUGGGUUGUUUGGGGUGGGGUGUAGCCUUGAGACAAUCUGGUAAGAGAUCCUAAAGCUUAGCAGUAGCUAAGAUGCAGUGGAAGUGCUCAUGUCACAGAGGACCGUCUCUAAAUUUUUCCAGGGAUAAAAAAAGUUUGAAGCUGAAGUAGACAAGGGAGCAGCAGGGCACCUUUCUUUUCUGCUGAAUCGAGUUUUCAUUCACAUGUACUUCUGAAAACUGAAAAUUACUUACUUAUGGUAUGCAAACAUUUUUUCAAAGAACUGAGACCAUCAGUAAGACAUAUUGACCACCUUCUAUGCACAAUACUUCUUUCAAGAAAUACCUGCUAUGCCACAAUCCUUUCUUGGAAAACACUUCCCAGUGUGUAAUGUAACACUGACUGCGAAGUGGUUUCCGUUGCUGUUAUCUCCGUUGAAAAACGCUUCAAGGGCUUGCAGAAACUCUGCCACUUUUUUACUUCAGCCCGUUUGUGCACUUGAUACUAGUGCGCAAUGUAAAGGAAUCUCAUCUCCCUUUUCCAUUUCUGUUCUCUAGCCCCAGCCCUUCUGCAUUUACAAGGUGGUCCAGGAAUCCCCACUUAGAGCAGUCUCAGUGUCCCUAAUAGGUACAACUUUAUUUUUUCUCUAGGAACUGUCUGAAGAAAACAAUUUAGCUGCUUCCAGACUUACAUUAAGGACGACAACUCAAAACAGCAUUCCCAUCCUUUACCUCCAGCUACACUUCGGUGGCUUUAUUUUUAUGUCUGUCUUUAUUGGCUGAAGAGGUUUGUUUCCUUCUAACAUUCAUUUAGUAGUGUGUCUUGAGCUGGUGAAUAGUGAAAGAGGCCUCCAGCAUCUCCGUUCUCAGUCUUACAUGUCUUAGUUCCCUAGUCCUGGAACUGAUUUUAGUAAUGAGCAGGGAAUUACGCUGCAGUGAUAAUUCUGCGCAUCUGUGCUACCUUCCACACAAGGAUUGCAAAGUGCUAUAACAACCUCAGCACUCAUGAGACAUCAUUAGCUUCUCUUACACGAGCUUACCCUUCCCUGAUCAGACACUGAGGCACAGCACAGGUAAGGGGGUGAUGAAACUAUAGUGGAGUUCACACUCCUGCUGAGUAAAGUCCAUGUUCUGCAUUUUCAGUGACUUGGUUCUUGUUCAAAUGCUCUUUUCCAAAUUAGAAACAAGAGCAUGUGGAACAUCACUCAACCCUAAAGUAAGGACCGUGGGGCUUUGUCAGCACAGAGUCCUUACACCAUAUAGGCCAGUAUGAGUCAAAACCAAGUUGGCACUGAAGGUAAGAGAGAACUGAACAAAACAUAGCAGCCCAGCCUGCCUUGAGCUUAGAGGAGAUAAAUGAAGAAUCUGAAGCUCUGCUAUAGUCCCGUAAUCAAUGUGAAAUGCAGACAAACAGUUACUAAGACUGACUUGAGAAAAGUCACUGAGGUUUAAAUGGAAUAUGAAGUCUUCCAUCCAUCUCUGUUGUGGAGUUUGCCUUGGCACUUUCUUGUUGCUAUGACUGAUGUAAGAUCAGUUGUUUGUAAAAAAAGAGCUCAUCUCAAUCUGGUUGAGAAAACCAUUCAAGUGUCAAAGGACUGUUAGCAACAUUUUACAAAGGCGAGGAACUCCUGAGCUCAAAACAUGUAUAUAUUUGGCCUGUCAUUAACUAGGAUAUCUUGCACAGAUAGAUCACGUCAUUGUCUGCCCAAAUGCAAGCCUGUCACCAGUGCUGCUUGAUAUAUAUUCCUUCUUGUAACUGUUCUUCCCUAACCUACCUUUGUUUCCAGAAGCAUUAUGAACUGGAAAAGCCCCUGCGUCAUCAUCUCACUGCUGGGGAGCAGUUGAGAAUGUCUGUGCUUUGUAUAAAAAGAUUCUCUUCCUCUUUUUUUUGAGAGACAGCUCUGUGUCUUCAGAAAUCUAGCCCUGGAGAAGUUUCCUGCCCUACGCUUUCCUUUGCUUCCCUCGUUCCAUGCAUUUAGCGCACAUCCAAAUCAUCCCACGGGUUCUUGAUCAGUCUUGGAAGAGGUGACAACACAGAGUUGGCCUUUCAGCUUACCUUUAUCCUAUGAUUUUGCUGGUCCUUUCUGCUAUUUUGCAGCUCUCCAAUGAAACAGGGUAUUGUUUCUGAAGCCCAUACUGAUUGCAAUCACUGUGAAGGUGUUGCCUGUUUGCCGCAGUAGUGCUGUCCUGUCAGGUUCGGAGGGACCCAAACCAGGGAUCAGCAUCACCACGCUCACUGUUCUGCUCCCAUUGGAAUGGCUGUGACAUUCCUCAGCUCGAGCUUGCUGUCAAAGAGGGGCCUUUGACAUGGUCUGGGGAGUUCUUUGGUGUGUUUGGGGGAUUAUUUUUGUUUGUUUGUUUGUUUUUGAACUCUUCCACACUGAUGGGUCUGGUGAACAGGUGUUAGGUAUCACAAAAAGGCCUUAAGUGGUGAAUCCCUUUUGUAUCGCUCUUCUGAAGUAAUAAUUGCUUGCAUUAGAUGUCAAGGUGGUCCACAUGAUGUGUAGUGCAAAAAUCUUACCCAUGAAAACAUCACUCUGCAAAAGUGCUCGUUUGAUUUAACUGCAACAUCCCUCGAAUGCAUGGGGGACCUGGUUGGAGAACCUAGUGGGAAAGGACUGUAAUGCCAUGUUUUAGGCCCGAUUGGGUAAACAAAGAGGGGAGAGACGAGGGCAAUUUGGGAUCCAGGCUCUUUGGGUCAAGCUAGUCUUGUAUGUUUUGCUAGGGAAGGGAAAAUGCCAGGCCCAUACAGUUUGCUCCCAGCCCUGGCGACUCAAUCUCUAAAAUAAAGCAGCUGGCAAAUGCUUUCACUCUUCAAGUAUUCACUAGUUACCAAAAAAACCCCCACCAUUUUUGCACCAAAAAGCAAGGCCAAAUACACUAGGUUCAUCUGUCCAGAACCCCAACCCGCUUGGUGUCAAACUGACUUUGUGGUCUUGUUCUCCGGUUAAUCUGUGUAUGCAAAACAUGAGUGCUGAACGACUCGCACCUCUCUAUGAAACAGUUACUCAUUUGAUGGAAAAAAAAUUGCAGGUCUCUUGGACUUACUUUUGCCACCGGGAUUUUUGUAAUAGUUAUAAGCCAAAUUUUUGCCUGGCAUUUCAGUACUGAAAUUAAAAAUAACUUGACCCCCGCGGUCUGGGGUGAGAUUAGAGAUAGCAAAACUCACGUUUAUGCCAGAGAUUAAUCUGAUCCGUGUAGGUGAGGCUAAUCGGCUCAGUCUGACACAAAGAGGAGUUUAAGGAGAACAGCAGGUUUGAGGAGGCAGAGGGGAGCUCAGAGGUUGGGCAUGCAGAGGGAGAGGAGCCAGGUGCUCCCUUCCAACUUUCAUCUUUCCAGCAUGUGGACACCCCCAUCCCCUGAUGCCUUUGUAUUAAAAAGGCUGACGUUUAAUACAACCAGUCCACAUAGCUGCUUUAGCAACAUAACCCCUGCUUUAGCUGCAUGGCUGGCCUCACUCCAUGCCUUUCCUUAUGCUCUACGCGUUCAGUAGUCGCCAACCUUGGAGUCAAAGCACUGCUGCCUGUCCGCACGGCGGGGGAGCGACAGUCAGGGGAAGCGCCACAGUAGAAACGGGAAUUAUGGGAAUUCUCGAGAAGGAAUCUCCCCCUCUAUGUCUCAUUUUCAUUUCAGUAUGUGCAACGUGCAUUCCAUCAAAUGCAGUGACAGUUCCAAACACGAAGAUGGGCUUUAGCUGGCUCAGUACUUUCAAGACGACUCCAUCGGGCUGUGCUCACAGCAUCAGCGACUGCAGUUCUGUUGCAAAGUUCCAUAUUCUUUAGAAUUAAAAAAAAAUUUCCAUUGAAAGUGUAAAUUCCAGAGGUAAAGCAUACACUGCAAUUGCUUUUUUUUUUUUUUUUUUUAACUUCUCAGAGCAAUUUUGUAACAGCCAAGUCUUUCAAGAAACGCAGGUGUGUGACCCUCUUUGUGGCAAGAGAUACACAACUGUGUUUCUGCAUGGGACAGGGAACUACUUUUGUGACACCGGUUUUGUUCUACACAAAGGCACGCUUGCAAUAAAUUUUUACAAGUUUUGUACACCAUGAGCUAAAUUCUGAGUUCCAAAAAAUGUGAAGUGUGGCAACAAUAACAAAAUGGAUUUAUAGUAUCACUCUGAUAUCUUGUCAUGUGAUUUUAUUUCUUCAACAAAGUUUGUUUACAAUCAACAACUUUGAAAUACAGUCAGAUAUAUUACC
Molecule: messenger RNA, 9711 nt
Organism: Falco peregrinus (peregrine falcon)
Lineage: Eukaryota; Metazoa; Chordata; Aves; Falconiformes; Falconidae
Gene: PGBD5
Product: piggyBac transposable element derived 5
Exons: 7
Coding region: 12-1922 (636 amino acids)
Biological process (GO): non-replicative DNA transposition
Cellular component (GO): nucleus
Molecular function (GO): transposase activity
Source: RefSeq, a predicted model, not a curated record